GGAAACGACGCGCGGGGAGCACGCACGCGGAACUGCCGUUUUUUUUCCUUGCAGGAGCUAAAAGCUCACACCAAAGAGCAGGCUGGUGGUGCAGUGCCCUCUGAAAUGAGGGAUUUGGAUCUGCUCCCACCUGCAAAGAAUCAUCCAGUGGUCCCUUGUCUGGAGGACAAGGAGAGUGAAGAGAAACAAGAAGUGAGUGAUGAGUCACUGAGCAAGGAACCAUCUUCUGAAGUGACGACACCAGGGAAUGGUCUGAUCAACAAGGCCACUCCCCUGGGGACGAAUGUCAUUCCGGGGUUCAGAUCCGAAAAGCGCAAAGCUAAACCCCCAAGCAAAACUGUUCUUCUUUCUAAGAGAAACGAGGAAGAAUCACAUGACUCCCCUGGAGCUAUGCCCACCGAUGACUGUGUGAAGAUGACAAGAAAACAC
This is a messenger RNA of Geodia barretti, 429 nucleotides long. The record is from the annotation of a GenBank genome assembly. Lineage: Eukaryota; Metazoa; Porifera; Demospongiae; Tetractinellida; Geodiidae.